UUGGCGUGACGGGCCGCCACAGUAACAUGUAUAAAAACGCAAAAAACGCAGUAAAAACCAGAAAAUUCCGAUUAGCAACACCACCACCAAGCUGUGCAUAACCUUGCAGACUUGCUCAUUCUGUUUUAUUGUUUGACAGACGUAAAUUGGGCAGAAAGGAAACUACAUUACGCAAUCCCUUGACCGUAUCUAAGCAAAAGGAGCGUGUUUCUGAUAACCAGAAUGGAUGCGUUUUUAAAAACUGGAAAGCUCUCCAAUCAACCGAAGGAAAGUGGAGCAUCCUCGGUUUCUGAGCCAUUACAACGAAAACGAGGUUCCUUAAUACCUUGGGUUGAAAAAUAGUAAAACAAGUUUGGUUUCAAAGCUUGAAACGAACAGCUGUAUGUAAUGUGUAUUUGUGCCAUAGCCGUCCUAGAACAAUCAAUGAAGUUUCAUACCAAGAGGAAGUAGUUGCUGUGCUUCAGAAAUCUCUUCAAGGAGCUGAUCUUCCUAAUCUUUUGUUCUAUGGCCCUCCUGGUACUGGUAAAACUAGCACAAUAUUGGCAGCUGCUAGAGAACUGUUUGGUGACAUUUACAAGGAGAGGUACGGGAAAUACUGUCGUUAAAGCAGUUAGCGUUCGCGUUCUCAAGAGGAAUGACCAGACAUGUGAACUACAGACCAUAAUUCGUGACAGGAAUACUAGUCGAAAUGAUUUCAAAUUUUAUGCUGACAGAUUGAUUCGUCUUGUUAUAGAGGAAAGCUUAAACCAGCUUCCCUAUUCACCUUGCACAGUUGUAACUCCUAUAGGAUUUCCAUAUGAUGGUUUGCAAUUUGAAAAGGGAAAUUGUGGGGUGUCCAUCGUCAGAAGUGGAGAAGCUAUGGAACAGGGACUUAGGGAUUGCUGUAGAUCAAUGAGAAUUGGGAAAAUUUUGAUUGACUCAGAUCAUGAUACCCAUGAAGCUAAAGUUGUUUAUGGUACGGGCAAUACUAUCGUUAAAGCAGUUAGCGUUCUAAAGGAUCAUUCGGUGCUGGAGGAAAAUAUUGUCCUUGCUAACCUUUUCUGUACUCCUCCAGCAACCCAAACAAUAGUAACAGCCUUUCCUCAGAUGAAAAUCUUGACUUCUGAGAUUCAUCCAGUUGCACCUAAUCACUUUGGACAGAAAUACUUCGGAACUGAUUAAAUACAAUUUAAUAAACAAA
This is a messenger RNA of Daphnia magna, 1180 nucleotides long. Its product is annotated as uracil phosphoribosyltransferase homolog. Bases 505 to 1161 code for a protein of 218 amino acids. The record is from RefSeq and is a predicted model, not a curated record. Lineage: Eukaryota; Metazoa; Arthropoda; Branchiopoda; Diplostraca; Daphniidae. The transcript has 8 exons.